ACUCAUAGAUCAAUUAAUCAAUUAAUUUUUCUCUUCUAGACGGAACAUUAAUGUGUUAUGAAUGAACGGCUGUAAUGAGGAGUGUAGUUGGGAAGAUAUCUACGACUCUGGGCAGUUGGACGAGCAGCUAGAAAACUUCGACAGCGACCAACUGGAACCAAUCGGGAUCCCGCGUGACCAGCAGGGGGAACAGAGCACAGUGGAUAAUCUUAAAACCGACAAACAGAUAAAAAUCCUGAAGCGGAGCGAGGCAAGUCGAGAGGGAGAAGUUGAAAAAGUGCAUCCGGAAAACAGGACACUGAUCGAGCAAAGCGUUGCUCAAAGAGAAAAAGACUACGCUGUUGCAAGAGAACGUAUAAUGGGAAGCAAGUCAAGCUCGAAACCGUCUGGCAGGAGAGAUAGGAACAACCACCGCAGAAACAACCAAUCCAACGGAAACCAAAGACAACCGGGCUGAAAAAUGUAGAGGACAAAUUGUAAUCAAGUGGCGCAGUGCCUGAACGGUGUUAACUUAGAUCUACAAACUUAUACCCAUGCUCGAGAUGUACAAUUAAUUCAUAUCCAUGUGCAACGACGGAAAUAUUUCCUUGUGUUUAGCUAAAUAAUUUAAAAUCGUACAGAGAGAGAGAGAAAUUGGAAAAAGCAUCUGAAAUCUUCGGCCGUUAUUUACUCGGUCGGAGAUGAAAGCGUUGAAUUCCAUCUAGGUCUUUUGAUUUGAAAGUUUAGGGAUCAAGAUUGGUUUACUUUUUACGGAUUGCGGUCUUUGCUUAGUUAACACUGUUAAUUGUCAAACGAUAUCUUGUAAAAUUAUUUGUAAUCGGUGAACAUAUUCUAUUAUACAGUAUUAGUACAGUGUAUUUACACAAAUCUACUUUAAGCAAGCUCCUCCCAUUUUGAUAUUAGUUGUAUAUCUGUUAUUAGAGGAUCUGAUUGGUAAAUAUAAAGAAAGCAAACUUCAGAGAUCUGCCUCAAUCUGAUUAGUGGAGAUUUUAAGCCGUUUGAAGAAGACGCCAUAUAAGGGCACUAAAGUUCGUGUCAGCUGACAAAUCUUGAGCUCAGCGCGAUGGCUCAUUUCACACUUGGGCGUCUUUUAUAAAUGGCACGCCCGCAGCUAAUUUUCCAAGUAUUGCUCCUGAGCGUGUUACCCUAUGUGUUAUUAUCGGUAGAUAUAUCGGGUGGGUCAUUAAUUGGAUCGCAAGAAUUCUGUAAAAGUGUCAUAUAUGAUCAAUAGAAAUGGGAACCCACUUGUAUUACACCCAUUACAUGUGUAGGUUAAUUAUUUUAUCUCAGAAGUACCUUCAUCAGACGAAAUACUCAACCUUUAUUGAUCGUGUGUGCCAGGUUUGAUAACCCUUUCGUUCCAUCUACCGAUCUGCCUUCCAAUAUUUUCACAUAUUGAUAACUUUUACCCGAUCUAACUGUGCUAUGAAGUUUUGGUGUCAAGACUAUAAAAUAUAUCUAUGUGAUCGUGUGAGCUCAGGCUAACUGGGAAGAACACUAGUUUUCAAUUUAAUAAUUCUGAAUGCUGAAUACAUGAUCCAUCAUUGAUCAAGAGAAAUGUGAUAUUUGUCUUAUUUCCCUGGGUAACUUUUGGUAGUUGUGAAAAA
Molecule: messenger RNA, 1607 nt
Organism: Bolinopsis microptera
Lineage: Eukaryota; Metazoa; Ctenophora; Tentaculata; Lobata; Bolinopsidae
Product: SUZ domain-containing protein 1-like
Exons: 6
Coding region: 62-457 (131 amino acids)
Source: RefSeq, a predicted model, not a curated record